UGGCGGCGCAUCGUCGCGUUCAGCCAGUGCGUCUCGGACGAACGCCGAGGAGCUUUUUCGUGCUUUGUUCAAGUGUAUUCGUUGAGAUCAGCAUUUUUUUGAAACUUUCGAUUUCGAACUAAUCGAGCUUAUCCCGAUCAGAAAACAGUCGUAGGACUUCGAUUUCGAAUCGCGUUGGGGUCGAGUGUUUGAAACAUCAGGUUCGAACGAGGGAAACCGAAUUUGUGACAGUUUCCGGUUCGAAAGACCCGCGGAAGGAGGGCUAACUGUAAACAGCUAUCGAGAAUCUAGCGGAAGAAAAGAAUCGUUCUAACAUGCCUGUGGAAUUGGAAUCGGUGGCACCGGUCACUCACAAAUCGUGUACACCUUGUAGAGGGGAAGAGAAGAUGAAUAAGCUAUGCAAGCAGGUGUCCAUCGAGAGCCCGAGCAUGACGGGCCGUAACUGGGUGUUCAGUUUUGACGUUCCUGUUCCGGAUGUCCCAGCACAGGGCGCCAGGAUCCGAGUGGUGUGUGCAGGUGCCUGCUACCAUCCGCGUCGCUCGCCCAGCUUGGGCAGCUUGACAUCUGUCUCCAGUGGUAGCAGUUUGGCCACGGAAGUUUCAGUGGAAGGCGACUUCCCUGUCUCCUUGCCACAUCACGGGGUUCGAGACGCAGCUUUGUUCCCUGGCUACGAAGUCGCUGGGGUGAUCGAGUCGCUGGGUGCUAACGUUGCUGAGGAUUGCGAAUUCGUGAUUGGAGACAGGGUGAUCCUCUAUCCUUAUGAGGGCAUACCGAACGGAUACGUGGAAUACCUGGUGGUCCACGACCUGAAAUAUCUUAUCAAAAUCCCGGACAGCGUGAGCCUGAGUGUAGGAGCCAUGUUACCAGCCGGUGCAUUGUUAGCUAUGAACACCGUCUUUGCUGCUCACGAACACGUCCAAGCACUGUUGAAGCAAAGAGGCGAAGAUAGCGUCUGCAAGAUCCUGAUCGUUGGUACUGGCGGUCUGGCUCUUUGGGCCCUUAGAAUUGCAGCUUACCACUUCAGCAAUAUGAAAGACAGAGUCACCAUCACCAUCGCCUCGUUGAAGGACGAUGGACUAACCAUGGCUCAGGAGUUUCAACGUCUCCUCUUUGAAUACAGAGUGAACGUGGUCCAAUGGAGCGAAGAUCUCUACGAGAAACAGUUGAUCGAACGCACAAUGGACGCCUGCCGUGGCCACGUGGACGUGGUGAUCGAUUUCGGCACGACAUCCCGCAGCCUACAUCGCAGCAUGCAGUGUCUGAGCAAGGGUGGCGUCGUGUUCGUGAUCAAGGAGGUUGCCGAUCGACUUCUGCCGAAGUUCAGCAAACGGGCCGAGGAUUGGCAGCUGAGCAUCAAAUCGGUGGAACCCGGCACCCUCGAACAGUUACGGGAAUUAGUGAAGCUGGUGUCUUCUGGUGAGAUCGAGCCACCGCCACACACCGUCUACCCAGCUGAAGACGUCCUGGACGUGGUACAAAAGCUGUGUCACUCGGAAAUCCAGGGCCGCGCGAUCUUGCGCUUCUAUCCGGCCGAUUAAGGGCUCUACCCUGGAGGGUAAGAUUUUAGGCGCCAAGCAGAUCGGCGCGAAACUUUUGAACACGAGAAAAAAGAUCGACGAAACGGAUUAGACCGGAUCAUUAGACGAUUCGUGACUGAAGUUUGAGAUUUACCGAGCGAUGGCCAUUCUCGCGACGUUUCUUACCCGCGCGGGAAUACCUCGAUGACUCCCCCGACCGAUGGAUCGGUGAAGGGUGUUUCUCGCGUGCAUGAUUCACGCAUCCAGAGGAGUUGAUCACCGAUGAGGAAAGUUUUGUGGGGAAUUGCGCGCGGCAACGAUUUGUCUGGAUCGAUUGCGGAUCACUGUUAAGUAGAUAACUGUUCGAUGCGUCCUCUGUUUCCUUCAGCAAAUAUAACGAGGCGGAUCAUGGCGGAGCGUCUCCAGCCAUCUCACGAGAUCGUACUAUCAUAGUUGAGUAAGAUUAAGCGAAACGGUGACGUCAUGUAAAAGUUUCUAUAGUAGAGGAUAUUUGAAGCCGAUGUAACCGAUCGCGCGACAUUUGUUCAUACCAUGUUCGCUUUCACUCGAGACCUACCAAUCGAAUUACGGUACCGAUGUUUCAUUCUUUCAACGGACGAGAUCGCUGCGAUAUGGUGGAACGUUCUGCGUUUAAUGCUCAAGUUUGUUUGGUCGGAUAACGAUUCCCAGCAAUCGCGAGAUAAAGCGACAAAAUCGCUUGCUCUCCCGAUAAAUCAUGGUAUAUCCGUGAGAUUCGUUAGGAACACUCUGCUAUUCUAUUCCGCGAAUCAUCCGAUCGUUGGACGGAGUUAUCGAUUGAACGAUUCACCGAUCGCGAGUCCCGAUCGUUAACCCUUUGAGUGCUGAAUACUUAAAGCCGAAACGUUCCAUGUGGACGGAAUAUUUUUUUGCUCAUCUGGAGAUCGAUGAAUUAUGUUAAUUCAUACAAUUAAUUAAGUUGUAAUUAAAUUGUAAUUGUAAUUUCUCUAGUUCACCGUACUGAAUAAUGCUAAGAAACGCGUAUAUUAAUCACAUACACUGGCAAUUAUCGUCACGGUACUUGUCAGAUUAAAAACAUCGAAAAACGCAUAUAUGCAUUCACACUCUGCCGCGAUGAUUUUCACCGGAUGCAUAUAUACGUCUACAGCACCCAAAGGGUUAAGGCUCUGACAGAUUCGAUAGCGUGAGUUGAUAAGAGUACGUCAGAUCGGAGUGAACAUUAAUCGUGUAACAUUAAAUUAUUCGACGUCAAUUGAAUUCUAGUUACUAUUAUAGUUUGGUGUUUCGCGAAAUGAGACGCCAAGUCCGGAGAUGUUGAAGAACCUUGUAACCAGACCGCAUUCAAACGACUUAGACCGUAUUCAGAGUGCAUUUUCAACCUGUAACGAUUGUAUAUUCGAAUCGUACUUAAAAGUGCGGAAGUGAAAGCUGUCUUUUUCCUAGGAUUUGAUGGGAGCAAACGUCAUAUCUGCGAUUUCUGUAAUCAAGCUGCGGGAAUAUUGGUUUAGAGCUGUUCGUGAUUGUUUUGAUAGUCUUCGUUUCUGGUUCACGCAUAAUUUAAUAUUUAUAAGGGACUGCUUCGCAUAAUUGACAUGAAUAGGCGAGUUAUCGUUAGACAACAGUAUUCCUUCGACACCGUUGCGCUAGUUAAUGAUAAGUUAAUCGAUCGUUCGCGUGCUAAUAAUUUUAAGUGCGAGUCAAUUGAUCGCAUUUGAUAUCGGUGUUGUUAAGUCACCAUACCUCGAAAGACUGUUUUCUU
Messenger RNA from Nomia melanderi (Alkali bee), 3276 nucleotides. It is a transcript of the gene Drat, whose product is annotated as Death resistor Adh domain containing target. Gene Ontology annotation, molecular function: oxidoreductase activity. The record is from RefSeq and is a predicted model, not a curated record. Lineage: Eukaryota; Metazoa; Arthropoda; Insecta; Hymenoptera; Halictidae.